AUGAGCCAGUCAAAGAACAUCAACAGGGCCUUAUGGCUCGACAGCUUCUCAUCACCUCCUUCACUUGUCGACCUACCUGUACCCCAAGCGUCGACUGGUACAGUUGUGGUCCGCGUCCUCGCGACUCCCAUCGUACCCUUCACCAAAAUGGUGCACUCUGGCGGGUUGCCAGGCCUGAACAUGACGUUGCCUCUUGUUCCCAACCCCAAUGCCAUCGGCCGGGUACAUGCUGUCGGCUCCGAUGCUGUACGUGUCAAGCCAGGAGACCUCGUGUAUGUGGACGCAACCAUUCGGGGGCGCGACAACUCUGAAGUCGUGAUCAUGGCAGGUCAUCUCGGCGGUGUGGGGCCAGAAGGGCGUAAGCUCAUGCAAGGCGAGUGGCGCGACGGCUCGCUUCAGCAGUUUCAGAAGGUGCCGCUAGAGAACGUCUACGCACUGGACGAGCAACGGUUGUUCAAAGAACAGGGUUACUCUCCAGCCGUACUCCAUUGCAUCGCGCAUUACUCUGUAGCUGCCGGUGCCCUUCUGGAGGUAGGCGGUGUCAAGGUUGCCGAGACCGUCGUCAUCGGACCUUCAGGCGGAUCUUUCGGUGGCCUGGCAGUCGAGGUGGCCCUUAGUGUCGGCGCAAAUGUUAUUGCUCUUGGUCGAAGCGAAGCAAAGCUCGCGGCCAUGAAGCAGAAGCUGGGCAGUAACUCUCGACUGAGCUAUGUGGUCAUGACGGAUGACGACGUUGCAGAUACGGCAGCCAUUCUUAAGUCGACGCCCAACGGCGCCGGAGCCGACGUUUACAAUGAUUGGACGCCCGGUGGAAUGGAAAAGUCCCCAUACCUUCUCCCUGCGGUCAAAACACUGAGGAGAAAUGGUCGAGUCGUGCUAAGCGGUGGCUCCUCUGGUAACGUCAACAUCCCUUAUAGCUUUGUUGUGCUCAAAAAUCUCAAGGUCUUGGGGCAAUGGAUGUGCGAACGCAAGACGGUGGAGCAGUUAAUUAGGAUGAUAGAGCAGGGGCAACUGAAGGUCGGGAUGGAGAGCGGUGCGGAACUGGCAGUCUUCACUCUGGACCAGCACCACGAAGCGGUGGAACAUGCCGCUAAACAUGGAGGUUGGAGGAAUUAUACUGUCAUAACCCCGAAUCUGAAUUGA
Ilyonectria robusta is the source of this 1140-nucleotide messenger RNA. RefSeq lists its product as uncharacterized. The record is from RefSeq and is a predicted model, not a curated record. Gene Ontology annotation, molecular function: oxidoreductase activity. The transcript has a single exon. Gene Ontology annotation, cellular component: mitochondrion. Lineage: Eukaryota; Fungi; Ascomycota; Sordariomycetes; Hypocreales; Nectriaceae. Bases 1 to 1140 code for a protein of 379 amino acids.